GUUGUUGGAUUUCUGCCAGUCGGAAAACAAAGAUUUAUAGGAGAGUACAUAGAGACAGUGGGAGAGUAUGUAGACAUUCACCCUCACAAUGUCAGGAGUCCUGAGUCCACUCGUGUCUGGGGUCCUGAGUCCACUCGUGUCAGGGGACCUCAAUCCACUCGUGUCUGGAGACCUGACUCCACUCAUGUCAGGGGUCCUGAGUCCACUCGUGUCAGGGGACCUGAGUCCACUCGUGUCAGGGGUCCUGAGUCCACUCGUGUAAGGGGACCUCAAUCCACUCGUGUCAGGGGACCUGAGUCCACUCGUGUCAGGAGUCCUGAGUCCACUCGUGUCAGGGGUCCUGAGUCCACUCGUGUCAGGGGACCUCAAUCCACUCGUGUCAGGGGUCCUGAGUCCACUCGUGUCAGGGGACCUCAAUCCACUUGUGUCAGGGGACCUGAGUCCACUCGUGUCAGGAGUCCUGAGUCCACUCGUGUCAGGGGUCCUGAGUCCACUCGUGUCAGGGGAUCUCAAUCCACUCGUGUCAGGGGUCCUGAGUCCACUCGUGUCAGGGGACCUCAAUCCACUCGUGUCAGAGGUCCUGAGUCCACUCGUGUCAGGGGACCUCAAUCCACUCCUGUCAGGGGUCCUGAGUCCACUCGUGUCAGGGGUCCUGAGUCCACUCGUGUCAGGGGACCUCAAUCCACUCGUGUCAGGGGUCCUGAGUCCACUCGUGUCAGGGGACCUCAAUCCACUCGUGUCAGGGGUCCUGAGUCCACUCGUGUCAGGGGACCUCAAUCCACUCCUGUCAGGGGUCCUGAGUCCACUCGUGUCUGGGGACCUGAGUCCACUCGUGUCUGGGUUCCUGAGUCCACUCGUGUCUGGGUUCCUGAGUCCACUCGUGUCAGGAGUCCACUCUUGUCCUUGGGACUGUCUUGGGACCUUAGUCCACUCGUGUCAGGAGUCCCGAGUCCACUCGUGUCGUGGGACAGUCAGGGGUCCGGAGUCCACUCGUGUCUGGGGUCCGGAGUCCACUCGUGUCAGGAGUCCUGAGUCCACUCGUGUCCGUGGGACUGUCUGGGGUCCGGAGUCCACUCGUGUCAGGACCCCUGACAUUGUGAGGAUGAUAGACAUUAGGAGUAAUUGUAUAUAGACAUCAGAGGAUAGCUAGUAUACAGUACUGUAAAUAGGUGUAGUAUACUGUAUAUAUAGGUGAUAGGAGAGGGUUAGCGAGUGAAUCAAGGUGGUUUUCAAAUUAUUAUAAACCGGCAUGUCAUUGAUCGUAAAGACUUUAAUCAACACGUUUCUUUUAUAUCUAUAUUUUUUGACAAGCACUAGUGUGUCAGCUUACAAUGUUUAAAGGUUUAUUACUAACAGAUCAUUAUUAAACAUUUAGGACAUAACAGCAUUCCCUAGUGCCCCCACUUGUAUGAUGGCUUGUGUUUCUACACGAAAGGACAAAAAGACGACAGAACAAAAAAACGACGUAACGAAAAACCGACAGGACGAAAAGAUGACAAAACGAAAGGACAACAACGAAAUGACGACAGUACGAAAAGACGAUGACAGAACGAAAUGACGACAGGACAAAAAACAACAUAACAAAAUGACGAUAACAGAACGAAAUGACGACAGAACGAAAAGACGAUAGAAUGACAAUUUGCAUUUUGUCGUCUUUUCAUUCCGAAAUAACGGAAGGACAACAUGGGACAAACAAGUCGCCAUUAUACGUUUCACCAUGGCUUGGAUACUGACCCUUGUGUAAGGGAGGUGUGACGUAAUGAUGUAUCGCUGAGCCGGAGGGUGUAUAUAGCCCGGGUAAUAUAGAGAACAGUUCGGCCAGAUCACUAACAGCAGCAGUCAGUAAGUCAUAUGGCGCUGUAUAAAAAGACCCUUGAUAAAUCCCAAGUGCCCACCUACUUCCACGUGCCAUUCAUUGAGACUGGGUACCGAUAUCUCCACCAGCCAUGGAGAUUCUACCUGUACAGCGUCUUCUACAACAACAUGGAAACUCUUAACGUCUGGACUCACGUGGUGGGUACGCUAGUCAUGACGUCACGUCUUUACAAAGUUUCCGUCACCUUUGACCUCUGUGACCUGUACACGUGGCCAUUGCUCACAAGUCUACUGUCAUUCUUUGCAACAUAUCUUGCUAGCAGCUUUGCUCAUAUGUUCUCUCACAAAUCAAAAGAAGUAAACUGCUGCAUAUUUAUGGUAGACUUUGCAUUCAUCGGUCUCUUUGGAUUCGGCGCCGUCCUGAACCACUACCAUUACUCAGUACAUGUUGACAUUACGUCACAACAGCAGGUGCUCUUCACUGGUUCAGUUUUAGCAAUUUUUUGUUGCGUUUGCGGUGCUGUUUCUAAAGCUGUUAUACACGACCCCCACUCCAAGCACCGGAGCAUUCUCACUGCCACCGGAAUAGGUCUGUUGUAUGUUUUAUCCAUAAUUCCAAUUGUAAACCGGAUACUGAGUUCCGAGACAACAGAGGGAAUCUAUCACCACAGUAAGCAAAUAUUCAACAUGGUUGCCAGUGGAUUCUUUUUCUCAUCCCGACUUCCAGAACGACUGUUUCCGGGUAAGUUCGACUUCUUUGGAAACAGUCACCAAGUUUUUCACUUGCUUAUGAUCCAAGCCUCCGAUAGUCACGUGGAUGGCAUCAUUUGGGAUAUGCUAUUCCGUAAACUCUUCCGCCUCCCACGGGUAACAGCCUCGUUCUGGAGUACCUUCGGUCUCAUUGCAAUUAUCGCCAUGGCUGACGUUUUUAUCAUGCACCGUUUUUAUUUGACAUUCAAAGACAGACUUGUCCAUCAACGUUCCAUUCCACACGUAAACAACAAUACAAUUUUUGAAAAAGUAACCAGGCAUUAUCCUUCUUCACGUGAUAAUUCCACUGAGUAAACAGACAAAUAAAAUAAAAGACUUAAAUAAAAAGUUUAUUUCAACAAAAAACAUCAAAUACCUGGUCCCACUCCCAUAAAUAAAGUGUAAAGCGAUGUCUUGAAACUCAGUUUCUGAACGCUGUUCUUUACAGUGUACAUACCCUAGUAUGUUUGGGUUGAAAUAAAAUUGCAAUUCUAAUUAAAACAAAAUGUGGUAAUAUGUAACGUUAUUACUUUUAAUAUACAUCAUAAUAAAUUUCUGUCUUGUGAAACUCACAACCUUCUAACACUUGUUCAAUAUUGAACAUUGUGUUUCUGAAAAAGUAUCUUAUUAUUAUACAUAUGGUGCAAUCUGUCUCAACAAAAACAUGUAUAUCCCCAGCCUGAUCAGAAUUUGUAAUAAUAAACUAUUGAUGCCGGGACUUGCUUUGUGACAAAACGGAGACAAAUUGCUUCUUCAAAAUAUUAUUCAGAUCUUUCUGUAUAGAGACAGCUAAAUGUAGGUCAAUACCCGGUGAAAUGGACUCGCGUGACCACCUACCCCCUGAUUUCAGAUUUUGUCUUCAUUAAUCCUAUAUUUUCCUUGCUAAAUGGGUGAAUCUUGUAAACAAAUAAAAUUGCAUUCAUAUAAGUUUUAGAACUUGUUUCCUAUUCAUCAUAUAAAAAAAAUCAAGUUUGAAAUAGCAAAAUAUAUAUCUUUCAAUAAUUAACAUGCAGUUUACAACUGUUUCUGUAUUUUACAUACAUAUGCCAUAUUAAAGUACCACUAGUAGACACUAUCAUGUAUAUCUUGCUACCCUUUCAUCCUAAAUUCACAUCUGCUGCAAUAUUCCCAUGACACCUGCUGAUCUUUUGUUCAGUCCAAUCACUACUCUGUAUGUUAUUUGUUCUCAUAUUGGAGUGUCUUGUCUACAUUUUAUAAAUAAAAAGAGAUAUAUCUAUCA
This is a messenger RNA of Ostrea edulis (European flat oyster), 3805 nucleotides long. Its product is annotated as membrane progestin receptor alpha-like. The coding region runs from base 1852 to 2880 and encodes 342 amino acids. Gene Ontology annotation, molecular function: signaling receptor activity. Gene Ontology annotation, cellular component: membrane. NCBI's taxonomy places the organism in Eukaryota, Metazoa, Mollusca, Bivalvia, Ostreida, Ostreidae. The transcript is spliced from 2 exons. The record is from RefSeq and is a predicted model, not a curated record.